AUGACCCCUUUACGCUUAAUUAUCGACCUUAACCGUUGCUUCGAACCCAAUGCUUUUAACACCGGUCCUCCUAUUCCAUCCUCACCCUAUACAAGCACUUCGGGUACUUCAUCACUGUCAGGCGACACAUUCGAGCUCCUGGAAUCACGUUGGAGCACUUCGACCCCCGACUUGACGUCCUCACCGGCCUCUAGUGUCGGGUCUUCACUCCACUCCUUGACAUUAGAAGACGAAGAAAUUCGAAAGAUAUUCGCUAAUCCAGAGUUCGAAUGUACAGCAAACUCUGCUUUCCAGAAAUACGAUACAAACAUCGGAGAAUGCUCGACGUCCGGGAAAGACGAACUCAACCCUCUUGCUGCCCCAUUCACACCGUCUUUUCUACGCGUUUAUUGCCCAGAAACAGUGAAGCCUGUGGACCCUACCUUUCAGCCUUCACCGCUGGAUUUGGGAUUUAAUCCAGUUGAUUUUACGUACCCUUCGCCACAUUCAAACGAAUACGUGCAUCAUGAUUCACACUACCGCCAAUGCGUCCCUCUUCCGGCCGUCUACAGCCCAGGUCCUCUGCGUACGUCUCUUCAACUUGAAAGCGAUGCUUUGGAACUUGCUACAGCUGUCCCGAGAGCGCUUCAAGGUUCCCUUCAGUACAUGCCCCCUGUAUAUUAUCCCCUACUCCAAGAAGCGCUGCUUCCGGAAUCCUCGGAUCGUCUACGAAAAAUUCUCGCUGGAGCAAUUGUAAACGGCUCUACAAAAUGGGACAUUGAAACACUUCUUGAUCUGGCUGAAAUGCUUGGAGAGGAGGCAUGCAAGCCGAAUCAACAUAGCAGCACGACAGGACGUCCAAUAACUGCCUGCGACGCAUCUCGAUACACCCCUAUUAAUGGACUACACGAACUUGAUCUUCAACAAGAUGGUUCAGAGCACCAAUCAUCCGAGAAUGUCGUUGCAGAUGUGGCGAGGCAUCUCUACGUCCAGUUGAACGAGAUACACGAAGAACUCGGCCAAACUUUUGCUUGGAACCUCAGAGAGACGAUUUUAACACGGUUUAUCCAUUGCUGGGAUGGGACGAAACCCAGCUCGAUCAAUUAUAAAAACCGGCCCCAUAUUCACUACGUUCGCUCAGCGCUAACACUCUGCAAAUCCAUUGCUGCCCUGUUCACUCGAGGACUCAUCAUGAAGGCACAUAUCAGCAUGUGCCUCAGUAUUCUCAUGAAGGACCUCAUGUCAGUGGAGCACUUUGAAGCUCUCGCAAUUAUUGUCCUCGGAUGUGGCUCAGAAUUUUGGUGCCCUGCUGCAGGCGAUCCUAUCACAACUGUGGAAGUUGAGGUCGCACCUGGCGGUGUUGUGAACAUGACCGACGGGAGCCUCCUGCUUUCCACCAGCCAGGAGCGAGCAACUGUCAAAGUCCUCGAAAGCGACCACGUUACGUACUUUCUUUCAGGUCUGGCAGCUAAUGUUGCUGGCAGAAAUUUGAGGGGAGAGGAGAGCGUUGUAGGUCAAGGGUGGGGGAAAGGACAGCUCGCCGCGAGAAUCAGAGAGUUAGUGGACUCCGUCAAGCUCUGGGAAUCGAUUUUGAUGAAUCCAUCUACCGUUCCCGCUUCAUAG
Molecule: messenger RNA, 1602 nt
Organism: Psilocybe cubensis
Lineage: Eukaryota; Fungi; Basidiomycota; Agaricomycetes; Agaricales; Agrocybaceae
Exons: 2
Coding region: 1-1602 (533 amino acids)
Source: RefSeq, a predicted model, not a curated record